Patella vulgata (common limpet) is the source of this 1063-nucleotide messenger RNA. RefSeq names its product TIP41-like protein. Gene Ontology annotation, biological process: TOR signaling. Gene Ontology annotation, cellular component: cytosol. NCBI's taxonomy places the organism in Eukaryota, Metazoa, Mollusca, Gastropoda, Patellidae. The record is from RefSeq and is a predicted model, not a curated record.
AUCACGACUCGAUUAACAAGCCGGAAGAUAUGUACACUGGUACAAUCAAGACUGCAAUGAAAGGAAAGGUAACUCUAAAAUUGUUUAUUUUGUUUUCGGUGAAAUAAUGUAUUUUGUCUUUAAAAAAUGUAAUUAUAAACUUCAAUACAGUUACUAGGUUUAAUGGUAUUAGGAUAGUAGGGCGAGAAAAACUAAGAAUUAAAUUGAAAAUAUGGCUAACAGAAAUAACAUUCCAUUAAAAUCCCCAGUGACUCAGAAGUAUGAGUUUGGUCCAUGGCAAUUAACAUCAACUAAAAGUCACAUCUUAAAAUCAGAAGGACCAGAAAGAGAGAGGUAUAGUACCAAAUCCAUACUGAUAUAAAGUCUCAUCUUAACCAGAAAUAACAUUUCAUUAAAAUCCCCAGUGACUCAGAAGUAUGAGUUUGGUCCAUGGCAAUUAACAUCAACUAAAAGUCACAUCUUAAAAUCAGAAGGACCAGAAAGAGAGAGGUUUGAUAAAGAUUUAGAAUUACCUCAAGUACCGGAAAUGGUUUUUGCUGAAAAUAUUUUACGGUUAGAACAUACAGAUGGAUUUGGUGUGGAAUUUAAUGCUUUAGAUGCUUUAAAAGGAGUUGACGCUCAUAAUGAUCCUUUACAAGUGGCUAGUGCUAAAGCAUGGCAAGAAGCGAGGUCUGAUUGUGAACAUAUAAAAAAUGUAGUAAAACCAUUUGAUUGGACGUUUUCUACAGAUUAUAAAGGCACUGUAUUUGGAAAUAUAAAAAUGGAAUCGACAACAGAGAGAAUAGAUUUAGAAAAGUUAAAGAGAAGAGACCAGAUCAUGUUUUAUGAUGAUUUUUUGUUAUUUGAAGAUGAAUUAUCUGAUAAUGGUAGUUCUAUGUUAAACUGUAAAAUAAGAGUGAUGCCUUCCAGUUUUUUUAUAUUAUUGCGAUUCUAUAUGAGAGUUGAUGAUGUCAUAGUUCGAGUGAAUGAUACGAGAAUUUAUUACGAGAUUGAGAAUAAUUAUAUUUUAAGAGAAUAUAGCAGUAGAGACAAACAGAUGAAAGAAAUAAAGGUAACAUACUAA